Molecule: messenger RNA, 1614 nt
Organism: Planococcus citri (citrus mealybug)
Lineage: Eukaryota; Metazoa; Arthropoda; Insecta; Hemiptera; Pseudococcidae
Exons: 4
Coding region: 536-1432 (298 amino acids)
Cellular component (GO): mitochondrion
Source: RefSeq, a predicted model, not a curated record
UACAUAUCUCAUACUGCGAAUUCGUGAAUUUUUUGACGCUUGAGAAACGUAUCAAACGUAUGAUUCAUUUCAGGGUCAUUUAAUUAAAAUAUUAAUGAUACGAUACGUUUUCGACUACGAGAAAUACUGAAUACAGCCCAGGGAGAAAUGUUAAUUAAAUAUUUUUUUCUGCGUAUAAUGUAAUCAAAUAAUUGUAGUCAUCUCACAAAAACAUCGAAAAACAAGAAACCGAAGUUGCUAACGUUGCCAAUUGUUAAUUAUUUAAACAGAAGAAUGUAGAAUGUAGAUUUUUUUCAUUCAUCGAAGUUUCGAAGUAAAUAAAUUUUCAAAAUAUUGGAAUAAUUUUCGAAAAUGAAAGUAGAAAGUAUUUUACGUGGUAAUUUCCACCGUAUUUACCAUGCUGUCAGAAGAGAUACAAAGUCAACGAAAACAAGAGCAAAAAUGUUAUCACGUAUUAUCAAUUUUAAAAAUGGAAAACCGCUGUAAUUUUAUAUUCUUUAAUUAAUUAAUUGUAAAAACCAUUAAUUUAGUCAAAAUGGCAGUUAAUUUAUGGAAAUUCGCAUGCCUCAGAGUACCGGUGAAGAAGAUAAAUCUAAUCGACGCUCCUUAUGUUACCAAAUUCAGUACAGUAAGCGUUCCAAAAAAUCAAAUCUCGUUUCCUAAUGUAUGCAAUUUUUCAAGAAUUCGAAUCCUGAAGAAUAGAUACGCGUAUCCAGCUCUCAGCGGUAUUCCGUACGAUUUCAAAUAUGUAACCAUUAAUCGUGUUGGUAAUGAAAACACAUCGAGUUUUCUCAGGCAUUAUAGUACCAGUGACAAAACCGCUUCGGAGAAUACAGAAAAAAAAAGUACUGAUGUAAAAACCGAAGAGAAACCUCCAUCGUUGCUUCAACGUUUCAAACAAAUGUAUCGUGAUUACUGGUACGUUCUCGUUCCGGUGCAUCUGGUCACUUCUGCUUUUUGGUUUUCGUCGUUUUACUAUUUAGCUAAAAGCGGAGUAGAUGUAGCCAGUUUGCUGGAAUCCAUCGGAGCUGGUGAAAAAUUAGUAGAAAAAUUGAGAAAUGGCAAUUCCACGAUGGGUUACAUCGCUAUUGCUUAUGCUCUUUAUAAAAUCUCCACACCAGUUCGUUAUACGGUUACUUUAGGUGGAACAACAAUUUCAAUAAAAUAUCUUAAAGACUGGGGAUACAUUAAACCAAUUCCUCCUAAAGAUAAAAUCAAAUCCAUGAUAAAUGAUCGCAAAGAAUUAAUAUUGAACAAAACGCCCAAACAGUUGGCAAAAAUUUACCGUCAAGAAAAAGAAGCCGUGAAGAAAAUAGUCGAGGACGAAAAAAAAAGCCUGACGGAGGAUAAAAAGGGAUUUUAUGGUGUCAUGUUCCCUAAAAUUGUCAGACCAGAUGAUAAGAAAAAAAAGAAAAUCGGAGAAAAUUGGUGAAAGAAUUUAUCGUCUGUAAUAUUUCAUUGCAAUGUAUUGUGUAAAAAUUUUGAUUUAGUUCCCUUUUUUAAAAAAGUUUGUUAUCGACUUAAAACCGUAAGUUCAGUUAAGUACUUAGUUGUUAUUUUGUAAAAUAUGUAAAAAAAAAAAAAUCUAAAAUAAAAAUGGAAAAUUUUGCAACA